CGAGCGACGGCGACCUUACGAAACAACCACCGCUUCUUCCCAUUCUACAUUCGCACCGAUUCGCACCGAUUCGCACCCUUCAGCCACGUUUCAUUCCGCGGCACGAAGCCGCACUCGCCACCGCCGUUCGCCGGUCCUAAGCGAGCGAUUCGGCACAACAACGCGGCCAACGGACAUGGAGUGAACGAAGACGGACAAAGAGAGAGAGAGAGAGAUAGAGUGAGCAAGAGCGAGGGAAAUCGACAUGAAAUGCGCGCCUCUUUCAGUUUCUCGUCCCACCUUUAUCUCCGUUCAUGUCCAUUAUCCACUCGGAUUACACACCGGAGGAUUCCGCUUUCGUACGCACGUAAACGGCUUUAACAUCGAGAGAUUGUUUUUUGUCCCGUCGCUGCCAGACGGUUCCACGAAUGUAAUGCAUUCACCUAUCUUCAUUGUUGACUCUCAGCACGCGAGACCGCCGUCAAUCGUGUAACGAGAGGCUGGCAGGUAGUAACGAAAAUCGCAUCGUGUGUCGUCGCAUCGCGUCUCAAAAGCUGUUCGUGACAAGUGACUCGAAAAUGCUGAACGCCGUGUGUAGCAGUUACUGAGCCAAUACGAUAUUCCGACAAUGAAAUAAAGUGACAUAGAUAUUCACCUUAAUAAAAACAUCAGAUCAAUCAGAUGUUUGAGAACGUGCAUGAAGUUUGUCUUCCCGCCAAAUUUCCAGCGUUCUCGUUUUCCGACCAUGUUUCACAUCAGCGUCAAUUAAUUUCGUACCUUUCUAAAUAUAUAAAGUGUGACUUCUUAUAAUUUAUUGAAGAAAUGGAUGCUGCAGGCCCACAAGCUGUUCUAGCACGUGUACGAGAUGAGAUCGGGGUCAAGUGUCAAAAAUUAUUUCAAGAUUUCUUGGAGAGAUUCAAGGAAUACGAUGUUGUUAAAUACCUGGAACCAGCUAAAGAACUCAUCAGUCCAGAACGCUGUACACUGGAAGUAUCUUUUGAAGAUACAGAAGCAUAUAAUCAAAUGCUUGCUACAACUAUAGUUGAAGAAUACUACAGAGUAUAUCCAUUUUUAUGUCAAGCAGUAAGCAACUUUGUUAAAGAUGUGGGAAACUUAACAAAAGAUAAGGAAUGUUAUGUCAGUUUUACCAAAGUGCAUAUUAGGCAUAAAUUAAGAGAGUUAAAUACAUCGCUGUUGGGUACUUUGAUUUGGAUAUCUGGCCAGGUUGUUCGAACCCAUCCUGUUCAUCCAGAGUUAGUUUUUGGCACAUUUAUUUGUAUGGACUGUAAUGCAUAUAUUAGAAAUGUGGAGCAGCAAUUUAAGUUUACGAAUCCAACAAUCUGUUCUAAUCCAGUAUGUAGCAACAGACGUCGUUUUCUAUUAGAUGUGGAUAAUUCAGUGUUUGUUGACUUCCAAAAAGUGAGGAUUCAAGAAACACAAGCUGAACUUCCUCGAGGCUCUAUACCUCGCUCUGUUGAAGUCAUUCUGAGAUCUGAGAUAGUUGAAACGGUGCAAGCUGGUGACAGGUACGAUUUUAUAGGAACUCUUAUAGUAGUGCCAGAUGUAGGAGUAUUAUCUUUACCAAGUGCCAAAGCAGAAAUUGGACCAAGAAGCAGGAAUAAUGAUCAGAGGGAAGGCGUAUCAGGCCUUAAGGCGCUUGGUGUUAGGGAACUGACGUAUAAAAUGGCAUUUCUUGCCUGCAGUGUUGCCAAUUCAAACCCAAGGUUUGGAGGUACAGGAGAUGGAAUGGAAGAAAUUUCACAAGAAGCGAUGAAGAGACGAAUGACAGAAGCACAGUGGAAUAACAUCUAUGAGAUGAGUCGUGAUAAAAAUCUGUACAAGAACAUAGUUUCCAGCCUGUUUCCCGCUAUACACGGCAACGACGAAAUUAAAAAGGGGAUUACGCUGAUGUUCUUUGGCGGUGUAGCGAAAACUACAGAGGAGGGCACGUCGCUGAGAGGAGAUAUCAAUGUCUGCAUCGUCGGCGAUCCCAGCACUGCAAAAUCACAAUUCCUCAAAUGUGUAACUGAUCUUUCGCCCAGAGCAGUUUACACAUCUGGAAAGGCAUCGAGCGCGGCUGGUUUGACGGCCGCAGUUGUACGAGACGAAGAAUCCUCGGACUUUGUCAUAGAAGCUGGAGCACUGAUGCUCGCCGAUCAUGGUAUCUGCUGCAUCGAUGAAUUCGAUAAGAUGGAUCCAAAGGAUCAGGUCGCGAUUCACGAAGCCAUGGAACAGCAGACAAUUUCGAUAACUAAGGCUGGUGUAAGAGCAACUUUAAAUGCUCGAACUUCUAUACUAGCGGCAGCAAAUCCCAUCGGCGGACGAUACGAUAGGAGAAAGUCAUUACAGCAAAAUGUACAAUUAACCGCACCUAUUAUGUCGAGAUUUGAUUUGUUCUUUGUAGUGCUGGACGAGUGCAACGAAAUCGUUGAUAACGCGAUUGCCAAGAGAAUCGUAGAUUUACAUUGCGAUAAUUUGAAUGAUAUUGAAGUGAUAUACCAGCAAGAAGACAUUAUUAAUUAUAUCAAUUUUGCUAAACAGUUUAAACCCAUUUUAAGUCAGGAAGCCGCUGAGCUUUUAGUCGAAAAUUACACAGCUCUUAGACAAAGAACGGGCAGUGGAAGUGGCAAAUGGAGAGUCACCGUGAGGCAGUUGGAAAGCAUGAUUAGAUUGUCAGAAGCAUUAGCGAAAAUAGAAUGCAUGGACGAAGUGACAGUGAAACACGUCAAAGAAGCUAAACGAUUGUUACAGAAGAGUAUAAUUACGGUAGAGCAGCCUGAUGUAGAUCUUGAGGAAGGCAUGAAUGAUGCAAAUGUGGGAAUGGACAUUGAUGAGCCACCACCGCUCAUGGCAGCAUUUGCAGGAGGCAAUGAUGAUGCACCGCCUUCAUCACCGGCUAACGAAACAUCGCGCGAACCGCCAAAGAAAAAAUUAACUAUGUCUUUUGAGGAAUAUAAGAAUCUUUCAAAUAUGUUAGUUCUUUAUAUGAGAGGCGAGGAAAGUCGUACUGAGAGUGAAGAUGACGCUAAGGGUGGCAUACGGAAAUCUGAAUUAAUUGCGUGGUAUCUUGAUCAAAUACAAGAUCAACUAGAUUCAGAAGAAGAAUUACUAGACCGGAAAAAUUUUAUUGAAAAAAUUAUUGAUAGACUUACGUACCAUGAUCAAAUUAUAAUACCUUUAACAACGACCAGCUUGAAAAGCAGAGAUAAAGAAGGCGAAGAAGAGGAGGAUCCUUUACUCGUUGUUCAUCCCAAUUAUGUUAUGGAUAUAUAGUUUUAAGAAUCGAGGUGCCUUGAUGGGAAAACGCGAUUUAUUAUUUUAUAAAAAGAGCUUGUAGCAUUUUAUAAGCAUUUUUUUAUCUUGAUAUACUAAUGCUAUAUUUUUUUACCUGAAUUCUGUGAAUUUUGUGAAUGUUUCAUGGAAUUUUUUCGACUAUUAUGAUGAUCAUAAAACACGUUUUUAUAGCA
Solenopsis invicta (red fire ant) is the source of this 3446-nucleotide messenger RNA. It is a transcript of the gene Mcm6, whose product is annotated as DNA replication licensing factor Mcm6. The record is from RefSeq and is a predicted model, not a curated record. Gene Ontology annotation, molecular function: single-stranded 3'-5' DNA helicase activity; ATP binding; single-stranded DNA binding. NCBI's taxonomy places the organism in Eukaryota, Metazoa, Arthropoda, Insecta, Hymenoptera, Formicidae. Gene Ontology annotation, biological process: DNA replication initiation; mitotic DNA replication; double-strand break repair via break-induced replication. Bases 802 to 3252 code for a protein of 816 amino acids. Gene Ontology annotation, cellular component: MCM complex; nucleus. The transcript is spliced from 13 exons.